Messenger RNA from Lasiosphaeria miniovina, 447 nucleotides. RefSeq lists its product as uncharacterized. The record is from RefSeq and is a predicted model, not a curated record. Bases 78 to 317 code for a protein of 79 amino acids. NCBI's taxonomy places the organism in Eukaryota, Fungi, Ascomycota, Sordariomycetes, Sordariales, Lasiosphaeriaceae. The transcript has a single exon.
CUCGGGGUCGGGUCAACUAUCGUGCCAUUGCAGUUGCCCACUUAAUUAGCUUCAAAUGUCUAGGCCUAGCCUCGCGUAUGAGGACCGGAAGCAUUUUUACAUCAGCUAAUGUCUCGGUCUUCACGAUGGGUCAUUGUUGUCGCCGUCUGUACGGGCCAUCGUUGUCGCCGUCUGUACGGGCCAUCGUUUUCGCCGUCUGUACGGGCCAUUGUUGUCGCCGUCUGUACGGGGUAGAGCCAAGCUGGGGGAUCCGACUCGGGGUUUGCCACAACGAUCGUCUGCUCAGUACACUCCGGUUCUGGCCCCGGCCGUGUUGAUUCUGAGCAGCAAGCCUCUGGCUGGAAGAAGCAUACUGUAGUUGUCAACCUGCUACAAGCAUUGCGGGUGCGAUUAGCCCGUCACUAGCCUGGCCUCGUUUCCUCAGCUCUCGGAGUUUAAGCUCUGUCC